AAAAUAACUCACUGUCAUAAUCAUUUGGGGGAAACGGCUUUGCCCGAACAGGACUAUAAUUAUUCUAAAUAAGAAGAGGAGUGAUUGCACCGACCGACAGCGACCAAACGACACUGUAACGACAGGGCCCACUGAUCAACCCAGGGCCUGUCUGUCAAGUAGACAUGUUUCAAACUGUCCCCGACACGUCGUCUUACGUCAAGGUAAGACACCACCGUCUCUUCGAUCAGGAGGCGCUAUCAGUGGUGAGUGAAGACCAGUCCUUAUUUGAGCCUCCAUACGCUGCUGCUGCCCCUCUCCCCAAGACAGACAUGACUGCAUCUGGCACACAGGACUACGGCCAGACCCACAAAAUCAACCCCUUACCCCCACAGCAGGAGUGGAUCAACCAGCCAGUGCGGGUCAACGUCAAGAGAGAAUAUGAGCACAUGAAUGGAUCCAGCAAGGAGUCUCCAGUGGACUGCAGCGUGGGUAAAUGCAAUAAGCUGGUGGGGGGUAACGACACUUCUCAGAUCAACUAUGGAAACUACAUGGAUGAGAAGAAUGCCCCUCCCCCCAACAUGACCACCAAUGAGCGCAGGGUCAUUGUACCUGCAGACCCAUCACUGUGGUCCCAGGACCAUGUGCGCCAGUGGCUAGAGUGGGCCAUCAAGGAGUAUGGCCUGUUAGAGAUUGACACUGCCAUGUUUCAGAACAUAGACGGCAAAGAGCUCUGCAAGAUGAACAAGGAUGACUUCCUCCGGCUCACCACCAUGUACAACGCUGAAGUACUUCUCUCUCAUCUCAAUUACCUCAGGGAAAGUAGCUCAUCAUUAUCCUACAAUGCACCAUCUCACGCAGACCCGUCCCCACGCCUGGCUGCAAAAGAGGAACCUUCAUAUGAUGCUGUACGGAGGACAGGAUGGUCAAACAACAUGCACAGUGGCAAAGGCUCACCAGUGGUUACUCAGAAUGUGACCAAAUCCACUGAGCAGCCCAGACCUCAGCCAGACCCCUACCAGAUCCUGGGUCCCACCAGUAGUCGCCUUGCCAAUCCAGGUUCAGGUCAAAUCCAACUGUGGCAGUUCCUCCUGGAGCUCCUGUCUGACAGCGCCAAUGCGGGCUGUAUCACCUGGGAGGGCACCAACGGAGAGUUCAAGAUGACGGACCCUGAUGAGGUGGCGCGGCGCUGGGGUGAGCGUAAGAGCAAGCCCAACAUGAACUAUGACAAGCUGAGCCGUGCACUACGCUACUACUAUGACAAAAAUAUCAUGACCAAGGUGCACGGCAAGCGCUAUGCCUACAAGUUUGACUUCCACGGUAUUGCUCAGGCGCUGCAGCCACACCCCACCGAGUCCUCCAUGUACAAGUACCCCUCGGACCUUGCCUAUAUGCCUUCCUACCACGCCCACCAGCAGAAGGUCAACUUUGUAUCACCACACCCUCCAUCCAUGCCCGUCACCUCCUCCAAUUUCUUUGGACCCACUGCUCCCUACUGGAGCUCACCCACUGCAGGCAUUUACCCCAACCCAAAUGUCCCUCGCCACCCUAACACCCAUGUGCCUUCUCACCUGGGCAGUUAUUAUUAAAACACCGCUGCACUCCCAGUGAUGCCAAUGAAACCAAUGAAGACUGAGUUGAUUUGUGAGAGAGAUUUGUUCUCUGAAGAAAAUUGUGCUCCUAAAUGAAGGAUGAUUAAAUUGAAGGAGUGUUAUAAGAAUUUAUAAACAACUGGAUUCUAUGCUCCAAAAUGGAAUACUACUUACCUUUACAAGACUAGCAACUGUUUGUUUAAGUUUCUUGGACGUGCGUCUGAGUUUCCUGUGCAUUUCUGUCUCCCCUUCCUCCUGAGGGCUGCACCUACAGGUGUCCUUCCAAAAACCAAAGAGGUUUCUGCCUCUUCACCCUGCUACAGUACCAGACAUGGGCCUAUAAUUAACGGGUCUCAAUCUAUAUCCUCAUCAGUGCAUUAUGUACAUUAUGCUUCAAAGCAUUUGCCUUUUCCGCCCAUCUACGGCCUUGCUGGGGUUUCCUAUUCCCACCACAUCUACCCUUCUGUUUCCACUGGCUCCAGCCGCUCACCUGCCCAUCUGCAUCUUUUUCUGUACGUGUGGAGAGUCUUAUAGAAUUCGCUGGAUUAGGAGGAGCUCUCAAAGUAAUGGACUUUUCUUGGCACUGAAUGAAAUUUGGCAACUGGAAUAUGCCAUUCACAAUCUUAUUUAUCCUCCAAACUGGAAGGCCAGAGAAAGAGUGAAAUGACACAGAAGGAAGCGCUGUAUGUUAUGCUGACCUGGGUCAACUCAGUCACUUAAAAUGCUUUCUGUGCGUUGUGUGUGAAGUUCAAGAAUGGCGACGUGUACAGUUGACUCGUUUGUGCUGGGGAAGCGGAGUCGAGAUGUAAUUGGAGUAAUUUGCAACAAUAAUUCAACCCAGGUCAGAUGUUUUCAGGGGGCCACACACUAGGCUACUAAAUGUUUGCCAUGUUGUUGCCUUGCAGCCAUGCCAUUUCCAGAUGUUUCGUUGCUCAACCAUGUCAGUAUUAAUGUGAAUGUCUUCUGGUUUGUGAAACAUAUAAAAAGGGAUACCCUGCAGCAAAAUCAAAAUUUGUCAGAUGUUUUCAUUUGGAAAAACUUUUAGUGGAGAAAAUAAAUUCCACCCUACUUAAGACCAUGAUUGCUGCACCUGUCUAAAUCUUCAGAAGAGUGCCUUUUUUAGGGCACAGCUCACGGCUAUGUGUUGAUAAGUGGAUGUUCUUGUGUGUUUGUAUAUCAAAGUGCCAUUCGUGUAUUUAAUUUCACUCUGAGGUGGUUUACUAUGUGCCAUAAUAAGACCCAAAUGCUAACCCUCUUAACUGCUGUUUUAUACCAUAUACUUUCUAGUCAUUACAAAUGGAACAGUAUGACAUCCUUAAAAGUAUUGUGACAUUCAUACACGUCUGUUUAAAACGUCUGUGUCUGACCAGAAAUCUGACAAUUUUUGAUUUUGAAGUGCACUCUGACUAUAAUGGCUGCCAUGGUGUCUCCUUCUUCUUUCCUACGUAGGCCAGUCAGGACUAUAUAGGUAUGGAAGUCAUGUUACUCGAUAGUCAAGUUGUAUUUUUACCAGGGCUGGAUCCUAGUUUGAGAGCAGCAUGUGUCUUUGAAUGUUAGUUUCUCACUGAUCUAGAGCCCAGAGUCAGGAUUUCAUCAUCAUCAUGUAAUAGUUUCAUGUCAAAACAUAUCCAUCUUCGGGUGUUCAAAGCUGUUAGUAGCAAACACAUUUUCCGUCAGAGUAACUGAAAGUGGACACUUGAAAAUAAAUUACUUGGGCCCAAGUAGUUUAUCAGAGAUCAAACCCAAUAAAAUAUGAUGAGAUGAAACAAGGAAAUCCUCAGAUUCGCAAACGCUGUGCGUUUGUCAGACCUAUUUUGUAUUAUUUUAUAAGCAUCAGUCAACUAGGCAUUAAAGCAACUUACUGUAUAAAUUAUGCAGAGUUAUUUUCAUAUGUGACACAGUAUAAAAAAAAAAAUCAAGAUAAUUAAUACGAGUUGACCUCGGUCAAAAAUGCAAAACCUUUUAAGUCAAUUUCUGCUAAGUAGUUUGUAAGCAUUUAAGCGUUUUUUAUAUCUGUACAUUUGGGCAAUACAUGUUAACAUUUUUGUUUUCUUGUCAUUGUUAUUGUUUCUCAAAAUUCGAUUGUAACAUCCUAAAUACCUUUAAGUGCACAACAUAUUCUUUUGUAUUCCCAAGACCAUAAGUGCCUGCUUGAAUCAUAAUAACCCAAAUAGCCAGGGAUUUCUUUACUCUAUAUGCAACAUGUAAUGAAGAUGGUUUAUUUCCAUUUUGAAUCAUUUGUUUUCGAAAAAAAAAAAAAAUUGGUAGUUUGUCCUGUACAUUGAAGUAUUAUACAUUUUGUAUUUUUAUACAAAACAAUACCAACAGUAUUAAUAUCCACAACCAGCAUCUCCUGGAUAUUUUAGCCUUAAAAAGACCAAAUAAAAAAAAGGGAACAUGUCAUUUGUAGCUUCAAGAAUUUAUUGUAAUGUACCCUUAAUUUCCAUGUUUCACAAGCAUUAUUAAUGAAAGGGAUCUGUGCUACUUCUUAUAUGCAAUGUAUUUUGGAUAUCAAAUAUAUAUUAUAUGUGUGAGGGCAUGAGGAUGUGUGAAUGUGUGCGAGGCUGUGUGUAAUUUUACAAUUAACCAAUGUAUUAUUAUAUUAUUAUUAUUAUUAUUGUUGUCAUUCCUGAAAUGUAUGAAUACCUUUUGGAAAAGGGCUUUUGUAUAGGAAAAUGUGACAAAAUAAAUUUUUACCUCUCAUUUUA
Messenger RNA from Solea solea (common sole), 4279 nucleotides. RefSeq names its product Fli-1 proto-oncogene, ETS transcription factor (gene fli1). Gene Ontology annotation, cellular component: nucleus. Gene Ontology annotation, biological process: regulation of transcription by RNA polymerase II; cell differentiation. The record is from RefSeq and is a predicted model, not a curated record. Gene Ontology annotation, molecular function: sequence-specific DNA binding; DNA-binding transcription factor activity, RNA polymerase II-specific. The coding region runs from base 165 to 1568 and encodes 467 amino acids. Lineage: Eukaryota; Metazoa; Chordata; Actinopteri; Pleuronectiformes; Soleidae. The transcript has 10 exons.